CGCUAACUGGAUGGAUCUCUUAUCUUAUCGGACCCCAUGCAUCAUGGAGAAAAGAAAUCGGUGGUGGAUUUGGGGACCUGGACGCGACGAAUUGAAACGUCUAGAAGCCAGCUGGAACCCCUCUAGAGAAGCUAAAGUCUACAUAGUAAACGUCCAAAUCCGAUCCUCCAACAGCUUCAACACCACCCAUCCGACCAACCCAACCAGUCAAGCCCUCAACAUGUCCGCCUUCCUCCGCCCCGUCUUUGGCGCCGCCGCCCGCCCGGCCGUCCGCUCUUUCAGCUCUACCUCCGCCCGCGGCGUGGCUCGCGUCCAGAUCAUCGGCAACCUUGCUGACACCCCCGAGGUCCGCGCUACCAGCACGGGCCGUGAGAUGAUCAAGUAUGCUGUCGCCAGCAACUCGGGUCCCCGUAGCGACCGCGUCACCAGCUGGUUUAACAUUACCAGCUUUGUCGAGGGCAAGGCGCGCGACUUCCUGUUGACCCUGCCCAAGGGAACCACCGUCUUCGUCGAGGGCGACAUGUCCCUGAGGAACUGGAGCGAUGAGGAGGGCCGCAACAGACAAGCCGUCAACAUCCUUCAACGCAACAUCGAGGUCCUCCGCCGUCCCUACACGGGACCCCGCGAGACCACCGAGACUGAGGCCGAGGCCGAGGGCGAGGCCCAGGAGCAGCAGUAAAGUUGGGCUGAGCUUGGCUUAUGGCCAAUCGACAGUUGCCGUUCGCUGAUGGCGUCGCUACUGUUACUGAGGGUUUCACGAAUGGGCUCGAUGGAGUCCGGUCGUUGUACGAUGGGCCAGGGGCAUGUACGCCAAAUAUGACUGUCGAUUACGAAUUACGAACUUUGGGUUUCAGCAGGACGCUGUGUAUAGCUUCGCGAAGCUGAGUUCUUUCCUUUAUACCCAUGUACCAUCAUCUAUCUCUCUUUCUUGGAAUUUGCAGAGCUUCCAUGUGUCGUAUGCAUAUUGAAGGUUGAUACUGUGACGUCUACCGUCUGAAACUCGCAGAAUUUCGCCAUAGACAAUGCAGGGUCAGAGGUAUCCAAC
This is a messenger RNA of Neurospora crassa OR74A, 1045 nucleotides long. Its product is annotated as ssDNA binding protein. NCBI's taxonomy places the organism in Eukaryota, Fungi, Ascomycota, Sordariomycetes, Sordariales, Sordariaceae. The record is from RefSeq and is a predicted model, not a curated record. The transcript has 3 exons. Gene Ontology annotation, molecular function: single-stranded DNA binding. The coding region runs from base 11 to 679 and encodes 222 amino acids. Gene Ontology annotation, biological process: positive regulation of helicase activity; mitochondrial DNA replication. Gene Ontology annotation, cellular component: mitochondrial nucleoid.